This is a messenger RNA of Ylistrum balloti, 6851 nucleotides long. RefSeq names its product atrophin-1-like. The record is from RefSeq and is a predicted model, not a curated record. The coding region runs from base 430 to 2769 and encodes 779 amino acids. Lineage: Eukaryota; Metazoa; Mollusca; Bivalvia; Pectinida; Pectinidae. The transcript has 12 exons.
UAAAUGGAUUGGUCCACUUGAAUGGCUGCUGCUAUAGCUGCUGCAGGGAGGCUGAGACAUGAAGGGACAUACCUAGUUGUGGUGUUAGGGAUGUGACAGACUUGACCGUGUCUCUGUGUGACCCUUGGAUUUUAACUGUGUCCUCACUGGUCCUUAGUUGUCCAGUUUUAAUUGAUUUUUUCUCCUGGACAGUCAUAUUUGUUUUUGUUUGUAGUGAAAUCUUGUGUUUGUUUUGAUGGAGAUCUUUGUUGAUAUUUUAUGUUGAUAGAAGAACGUCCUCCACUCACAUUUUUGUGUGUUUCUUGUUUCCUUCUGGCUUAAAACACUCUGGAGUAAUACCAAAGUGACUUCUUAUCUGAUAGAGAUCUCGAUGACUACGACUUUGUAUAUCCAAGGCCUGAACAAGCCGAAGCUGACAACGAGGACGACAUGAACGGCCAUGUACAGUAUCGGGGCCUGCCUCCCCCUCCUCAUGGAGAUUUCAUCUGUGACUCGGGGAACCCUCCCCCGUGUCCAAGGGACCUCUACUCACAAUCACAGAUAUAUGACACAAUACCUGCCAAUCAGGGAGAGUAUGGGAGCCAGAGGCGCAGUGCUCCUGCCCCACCCAGACGGAGCCCUAGUACCCGACUAAGUACUGGCAGUAGGACCUCCUCCUCCUCCAGUGGAAUCUAUGAUGACACAGCGCUGUACAUGGAAGACAGCCAUCACAGCCCCCAGCACCAGCCACAGCCUCCACAUUCACCAAUUAACAUCCCACCCCUACAGAUGUCACCACGGCUACAGAAGAAAAUGGUGGCCAGCCCAUUGGCCAGUCCUCGUAGUCCGAGUCAUCCGAACCCAAAUAAGCCAUUUUCCUAUAUUGUAAAUCUUCCUGGCUCACCAAAAACCCAUCGUAGGUCAAGUGAUGGGAAGUACUAUGAUGUUCCAGAUGUGUCUCCACCUGGUGAUCCGACAUAUGAACCAAUAGGACCUCAUCCAUAUUCACAGGUCGAUAAACACAAGGCCCCAAGUAGUGGGCAGUAUGGUGCUCCAGCUUCUCCAGGUCACCAAAGUCCAAGCUAUUACAGCCAAGGUCAAGGUCAUCCUGCAACACCUGCAUCGCCAGGUCAUCAAAAUCAAGGUUACUAUGGUCAAGGACUCCCUGCCAGUAAUGGUAGUCAAUAUGGUGCUCCUGCUUCACCAGGUCAUCAAGGACAUUAUGGACAAAGUCAUUCGUGCACACCCCAAGGUCAACAUCAUGGACAACUGCCAGCUAUGCAACAGCCUUCAUACUCACCAUCACACCGAACGGCAUCGCCUCCACCUCUGCCAAAAGUUGGCCCAGGAUCAGCCCCUCAUAGCCCAAUCUUGCAGAGACAGUCUUCACUGAAAAGAAAGAAUGAAAAGGUGGCUUCCCCUGUAAUGCCACGACAACCAACAGAGCCACGAGCUACAACUCCAGACCCUGGUGCUACACACAUGGACAGUGUGCCUAAGUCUGAAAGUCAGAGGUCUAGUCAUGGCCCGCCAAGUUUCCCUGCUCCCCCUCCUCCGUUACCGGUGGCAGCACGAUUUGUAGCGGCUACGCUGGAAAAUAAUCGUCCACCUUCCCCACCUUUACCACCACCCCCUCCUGAAAUGAUAUCCGAUUCUUCACCACACACCACACCACACAAAGUUCCCCAACCUGUAGCUCCGCCCCAAGUUCCUAAAGUGGCAAACCCACCCCCUCCUCCCCCACCACCAAUUUCAAAGAUUCCUGGACGACCUCAAAUUUCUUCAUUUGAAAUUGGGAAAAAGCAACCAAAGGGAGAUGACUCACAUGACCAAGGGAACAGGAAGCAGUCGCAACACACAAUGCCUGUUCCUGGUCAGGCUGCUGUCAUAAAACCAAACCAGCAGAAACAGCAAAAGCUUCAGGGCAAGAACCUGGUAGAGGAGCUUAGUAAGGUCACACUACGGACAGUUCAGCAGAGUAGUCCUCAACAACCAGAACCUCAACCAGUCGUAGAGGAGCCAAAGGUCAAGUCCACUCCACCAAAACCUGCAGAAAAAGCAAAACCUCCAUCAGAGAAAGAAUCUGCGACAGCAUUUUUACCAAAAUUGAAAUCAACUGGUGCCAAGCCAUGGGAGAAAGAUGUGCCCACAGGUCAGAACAUGCCACACGCACAAAUGGAGGAUGAUGACCUUCCCCCUCCUCCACCACCGCCCAUGGAUGACGACUUCUUGCCCCCUCCUCCCCCACCCCCAGGGGUCACCCCCAACAUGGAGCUGUACCAGACUGGGGGCCAGCAGAGAUAUAAAAAAGAUUCAAGUCCUGACCCAGAGCGAAAACCAGACUCUGGCAUAGGUAGCAACUCCAGUCUUUCCAGCAUGGAGAUAGACUUGGAUGAAAUAGACUUCAGCCAAAUUCCAGGUUAUACCCCAAUCAAUUCUUCAAUACCUAACUGGAAGAAAGACAUGGUGGAAAAGAAGAACAGAGAAAAGUUAGAGGAAUAUUUGACUGAGAUGAGGAGGCGGAAAGCUGAAGAAGAAAAAUGGAAAAAUGUACCAGAUUGGAAAAGAAAAUUAUUAAUCGAAAAAGAAAAGGCUAAAAGAGAAGAGGAUGAAAUGAAAACAAAUGCAGCGAUCAGGGUAAAGGAGAAAAGGACGUCACUUAUCUCACCUGGUGCAAAAGGAAGAAGAGCAGAGAAGGAAGGAAGAGAAGAGACAACAGAUAGCAGAAGAAAAAAUGAUGGAGGAGGAAGACGCUUCAUUACCAGCAUGGAAAAGGGAAAUCAUGAAUAAGCGUGGUGGUGCACCUCGAAACUGGGGUGAUGAACGGGAGGAGGAAAACGAAGCAGUACAAUGAAUCAGAAACUGUUGUAUAAUGACAAUUUGUAUGAUAGGAACCAUCAUUACAGCUUCAGCCACUGAUGUUGUUACUGUGGAAUGUCGUGUCUUUUUACUGUGACAUCAACAUAAGUUACAAGUUCGUAAGGCAAUGUCAGCCAACACAUAGUUCUACAUCAAUGGUACAAGUGUGGCACACUUAGUGAACGAAAUUUGUGUGUAUGUGCAACAUAGCCAGUAUUAUAUUCUUACAUCUUUGCCUUCAGAUAACAUGUCAACCAGUAUUGCUUAGUUUGAUGUUUUAAAAUAAAUUUCAGUUGAAUCACUAUAUAAAUUACAGUUCUGUAAAAUAACAUACAGGUUUACAGACACACUACCAUCAAACAAUGUAUAACAGUUGUAAGGAAGCUUAAAGCCAUAUCUUUAUCAAUUUUAUCUGGAUGAUUUUCCAUUUCCAAACCAAACAGCAAAACAAAUUAUUGAUUACAGUAUUGUAAUGAGAUAUGGGAGCACUACCAACAACAGUGGCUUUUAGUUUAUUCAGAUUUAUUUUUGUAAAAAUAUAUGGAUGGUGUAGGUCCAUGGCAUUCAUAUGAUUGUAACCAAAAACGUAAAGGUUCCAUAUGUGGCGGUAGUAAUGUUGAAAUUCAGCGUGACAACCCACUUCUAUCAGUGUUAUAUUUCUGUAACUCAAUAACGUAGCUGCCAAAAGUAUGUGUAUUGGGGAAAACUUAAAAUGCUAAUAAAAUAUUGGAUAUUUAAAUCAAUAUUAAAACUUCCCUUGAAGGAGAAAAAUGAAUUAAUAUACUGUAAAUUUGAAUAUUUUCAUUACCUUAUUCUGUAUCUGCAGGGGUUCCUCUACUUCCUUCCACACAACCCCAAUCAGACACCAGAAUUAACAUCUGGUUACGCCACCCCUGGUUAGAUGACAAAUAUAGUGUUGCACUUCAAUGAAUGCAACAGUUUUGUGAAUAGUUAGUUGAGAAUAUGCGAAUCGGGAGUAGUAACAGAGUUGUAUUGCUUAACGGCUACACUGUCUGUGUAUUACAUAACUUGAAUGUAUAUGUAAACUUUGAAUAUUUGGACAAUAUUUUGUGUACCUAUUCUUAAAAUAAAACAACAUCUCAGUUUUAAAUGUUGAGAAAUCACCCUUACAUUAAAUGAUUUUAUAUGUAUUUAUGUUAUUGACGCAACGCUUAUAUUUGUGAUAUUUUUGCUUGGACAUUUACCAUAAAGAUUUAUGGUUUUUAUGUAGCAACAGUGGAUUUUCAUGCUAAGGUUUAUUGAACAAUCAAAAGAGAUGUUUGUGUAUGUACAAUAUUAUGAAACACAUGGGUCUUUAUGUCAAGAAAUCUAAUUGAAUCAAAUGUAAUACAAUUACAUUUUACAAGAUAUAACUGUUGUAGUGAUAUCUGCCGUUUUAUGACUGAAUAUUUUAAUAUGAAUACUCAAUGUUUCCGUGCAGAGAACAUUUUUUUCAUAUGAACAUUUAGAUUUCUUUGUGUGGUUGAAAAGAUAGAGUUAAUUUGGUUCCACAUAUGUAUCAGCUAUGACACUAUGUAAAUUUAAAUAGCUUAUGUCAACAGUGACGAUUACUGUUGGGGAUUUGACUCAAUAGAAAUGAUCGCAGCUGAAAUGUCACUCAACAGAUACAAUCGCUGUUGGAGAUAUGACUCAAUAGAGACAUUUGCCAUUGAAAAUGUGACUCAACAGAGAUGGUCAAUGUUGAAGAUAUGACCCAACAGAGACAAUCACUUUUGGAGACAUGACUCAACAGAGAUGAUCACCGUUGGAAACAAGAUGCAACAGAGACAAUCGCUGUUAAAGAUGUCACUCAAGAGAGACAACCGCUGUUGGAGAUAUGACUCAACAGAGACAAUUGCUUUUGGAGACUUCGUUCAACAAAGACGAUUAUUGUUGGAAAUGUGACUCAACAGAGAGGAUCACUGCUGGAGACGUGACUCAACUGAUGGAGAUUUUAGAUAUUACUCGUAUCUCAAGUGUGAAUAAUAUUUAAUCAAUAAUCAGCUGGCUAAUUGAAAGAACAAUGAAAUAACUCAUUUGUAUGAAAUGCGUAUAUUGCGUAUGGUAGAUCAUGCAUGUAACUCAAUGUGCAUUUCAUCACGUAACACCCUUCAUCAUCAAUCAUCCGUAUUGUUUUAUGAAUGUAUGUUGCAGGGUGCUAAUUACUAGUGUAGCUUUAUAUUAAUUUUUCUGCUCCAGAUGGUUUUUUUUUUUGCAAUAUUUUACAAAACUAUCCGAUAUUAAUCUUUUUUCCUUCCAUGUUUUGAAAUUUUACUAAGAAGAUAUUCAAGAUGAGAUUUUAAGUCAUAAUUAAUAUAUUUACAUAAAUGCAUUUUGUCUGGUCUGUCAGUGUUGAUAUUUGUAUUAUUAGUUUUGUUAUGCGUUCUACUGGCGGGAUAUCGGUUACUAGUGAUAAUUCAGUACUGUUUACUCGAAAGAUCUAUUUUCAAUCUGUUAUGAUGAAUUCGAAAUACGUACUUAUGCUAUUGGCACAAGGAAAUUUACAAAUGUAUAUUGGAAAAGUGUUUGCAAAUCAUUUAACUUUACAGGUAAUCGUUGGAAACCUUAUACAUCAAUAUUUUGAAAAGUAAAAAGAGAAUAUUUUCUGGCUCCAUUCAUUAUUACUACACAUUUUAACCUAGAAAAUAGUACACAGAGUUCAUUUUAACUUGGUAUACAAUGGUGAACAUAACAUCUUUUGGACAAUGUGAAGACAAUCGCAAUGAGAGUGGAAGAGUGUGUAGUACACAUGUACUCAGCUGUACACUAUCCUGAUUGACAGUAUCCUUUACUGAACGAAGAGUGAUUGUCAUGUGAUUUUCAGGAUACAAUGAUACAUAUGUAAACGAUGCACUUUUCUGCAUAGUAUUACGUAAUUAUGCCAAGUAUGUCGUUGUCUGACAUGUUUUGACGAUUUUGGUAUUAUUUUACAUGCAUAAUGUAUAUUACGAGCUUUUAAUGCUUUCUUCACAAGCAAGCAAUUGCAAUGUAUAGGUAUGUCUUUCUAAUUUAUUCUUUUGUAUGCGUAUAUUUUGUUUCUGAUGCUUUAUACAAAUAUUUACAACUACAAAUUAUUCUUUUGUAAAGACUUAUGGCUCAAGUCCAUAACAAUAUAUUUCAAAUAUGAAAAUAUCACAUAAAUUCUUAAUAUUAUUCUUUAUGGUUUAAGUACAAAAAUGGUUUUCUUUGUUGGUAACUGUAGUAAACAGAUCUACUUGAUAAAUCUGUUAAGAUGAUAUGCUACCUUCCUUGGACAUGUAUUUCAAUGUAAGCCAUGUACGACAACAUAAUCUCGCUAUACCAUCAUCACUUGUCUUAAGAAACACUUUCAAUGAUUUGGUAAGAUAUAGAAUAUGUAUAUAGAAUUUAAGUUGGAUUUUGAAAUAUGUUGACAGUUAUCAAAUUUUGGUAGUUUGAUAAUUUUAUAAAAAAAACAAACAUGUUUGAAAUGUUUGGUAGCAUACCUCCUUAAUGACAUUUACCAUUUAAGAUUUAAUUGUAGAAUUCUACAAGAGAACAUGUUUGAAAAGUUUUGGUUGCAUACCUCCUUAAUGUAAUUUAUCAAAUGUGUAGUGUUUAUUACAUUACCAAUUGCCGUAGUUGUACAGUCAUAUUAGCAUUUUACCGAAACGGAGAUAAAAUCUACUGAAUUACAACCAACUCAAGGUUUGUUUAAAAAAAAUUUUGGUAUUUUGAUUCAAUGCCAUUGUAUUAGGGACAUUCAGAUUUUUACUUUUGUAUAUGUAUGACUUGUGGGUCUUGUCGUUACAUUUCAUGAACGAAAUUUCUGUUUACAGUUUAUCCUCUUACACAAAGGUAUAUGCUCCUGGUUAUUGUAUCACUACAAGUGAUAUAUUAUUGUACAACUACUGGCGUGUUCGAUUCUAUCAGAGCGCCUUCUAUAUUAGUCUAGUACCUGUACCUGUGUAGCUGUUGAAGUAAAUGAGAGAUGGCACCGUCUCUGUGCAAGAAUGCCCGUGAUGCAUUUUCGUAAAUAAACAAAAUCCAUUAGA